Molecule: messenger RNA, 1128 nt
Organism: Salvia miltiorrhiza (redroot sage)
Lineage: Eukaryota; Viridiplantae; Streptophyta; Magnoliopsida; Lamiales; Lamiaceae
Product: dihydroceramide fatty acyl 2-hydroxylase FAH1-like
Exons: 7
Coding region: 166-915 (249 amino acids)
Biological process (GO): fatty acid metabolic process; lipid biosynthetic process
Cellular component (GO): endoplasmic reticulum; membrane
Molecular function (GO): fatty acid 2-hydroxylase activity; iron ion binding
Source: RefSeq, a predicted model, not a curated record
CCAACAAUAACCAAUCUACUUUUCAUUAAUCUGAUGUUGUUUCAUGAACACAAACAACCCCAAUAAUUUUAUUAUUUUUGAAAAACAAGCAAAAGAAAAAGAAAAGGCCAAUUUGUUCAGAUUUGAAACAUUGUUCUGGUGUGGGCACUGUGCUAAGGUGCCAAGAUGGCCGAUCAGACGUUUAAGGUGGAUUUAACCAAACCACUCGUCUUUCAGGUCGGCCAUCUUAGAGCAUCUUACGACGAAUGGGUUCACAAACCUAUUAUCGGCAAAGACACCCCACGAUUUUUUGAAAAUGAUUUCAUGGAGCUCAUGACGCGCACCGUCUGGUGGGUAAUUCCUCUCGUCUGGCUACCCGUUGCAUCCUUCUUCGCCUCCUCAUCCGCAAGAGCCGGAAUUCCUCCUUGCCAUGUUGCAGCAGCAGUGGUUGGGGGUGUCUUCAUGUGGACUUUGAUGGAGUAUUGCUUGCAUCGGUUUCUUUUCCACAUGAAAACAACUACCUAUUGGGGAAACACACUUCAUUACCUCCUUCACGGCUGCCAUCACAAGCACCCGAUGGAUGCCCUCCGGCUCGUCUUUCCUCCGGCAGCAGCAGCAAUCUUAGCCGUUCCGUUGUGGAGCGCGUUCAAGCUUCUAACACCGGCACCCUAUUCCCCGGCUCUGUUCGGAGGCGCCUUGCUCGGAUACGUCGUGUACGAUUGCACACAUUACUACCUGCAUCAUGGAAAGCCAUUCAAAGGCAUAGCUCAUGAACUCAAGUGUAGAGAAAUCACAUGGACCAUCACUUCAGAAUUCAGCACAAGGGAUUUGGAAUCACUUCCACUUUGUGGGAUAGGGUGUUCGGAACUCUCGCUCCGAGAAUCGCCAAGAAAAUUAGCUGAUUACACGACUACACGAGUACACGAUUUGUCUUAGAUCGCGACUACAUAACGAAUAUAUGGUGGUGGUAGCAUUGUAUCUACUCGAAUGAGUUCAUGUGCUUUUAUAUAUCUCUACCAAAAUUCUUGUACAAUUCCAUUUUUGGUUAGGAUGAGAGGAAUUGGCACCCUUUUCUUUUUCUCUUUUAUUUGUAACUUAAAUUUUUCUUUGAGGACUAACAUAUACUAUUAACACAAUAGACUUCUUUGA